UGAAAACGCGCGCCCGAUAACUACGACUCAAUCGGGGGGGCCACGUGAGAUAUGUAUUAUCCCCUGCCACAAAAAAGCGACUCGAUAUUACUCAAGUUGAGCAUGGAUCGCAGCAGCCGCGGGUGAUUUCCGCGCGUCCAUUGGAGGCGCUGUUCGGCGAGCACAUGGAGUGGCGCACUCCACCGAUCCCCAAGCGUGUGCAUCCCUCGCGACAAAUGACCAUUCCACUGCGAUCUUCUAGUGCUGAGGCUGGGCAUGGCAUGCGCGCAGCCUUGGCAGGCUGGAAAGAUGGGACAACGGAGCUGAUAUUGAGAAUCUCCGUGUCAACCGCGCCAUGAUGCCUUCUUUGGGAGGGGGCACCCUCUUGGCCGCCGCCUGGCUGGCGAGAUUCUCGACAAUGACAAUCGGUGGCGCCGUGGAAGCACCACGCGCGCAGAGACUCUCUAGCCGGAUGCGCGAUAUGUCAGUUUCCUAUUUUGCACAAGGGCUGGGAGGUCUGGACCGCUGCUGGGUGGUGGCGCGAGGGAACGUCAGCCAUCCUCACGCCAGCGCGUGGCAUUGAGCGAGGUGUUACCCAGUGAUCUUCGCACGACGUGGUCCAGUGCACCAUUUCAGAGGUCUUUCCGACGUUCGGAAUUCCGAAGAUGCGCGCUGACCUUCCGAGAUGACUUCCGAGGAAUCUGCGGACGGUGUGAGUCAUUUAGCCUUGCCUGUCACUGGAAUAAUAUUCAUGUGCUCGUCGCAGAGCCGGUGUCACCCGAAGCUCUCAUGCCCGUCACCCGCUUCCGCAUUCUCUGUCUUUGCGCGAG
This is a messenger RNA of Mycena citricolor, 809 nucleotides long. NCBI's taxonomy places the organism in Eukaryota, Fungi, Basidiomycota, Agaricomycetes, Agaricales, Mycenaceae. The record is from the annotation of a GenBank genome assembly.